GCUAGAGUAAUAUAUUGGGCCACUUUAUCAAAAAGGGCGGUAAUAGUUCCACCAUCCCGCCACAGUUAGCUUUUUUUUUUUCAUUUGUGAGACCCGAGAGACCCAAUUCAUUCCCUUCAAUUCUUUCUCCUUUUUCCUCAUCAUUCUCUCUCCUCUCUCUCGGAUCUCUUUCUCCCACCAGACUCGUUGAAGCUUCGACCACGCGGACCCAAGCCCUCACACGACACCAGAGGCAAACGACGACACCGAAGGCCAGCUCUUCUUCUCCUCUUCCUUGUGUGCGGCCAAGCCUUCUUCUUCUCUGCAUGAGACCAGCUAGCUUCGGCCGGUUCAGCAACAAUGGUUUGGGUCUAAGAACAUUGGAAGGGUUUGAUUACAAAUCUAUUUUGGGGCAGUGCUGCGAAAUGCCUGUUGGGUACGUCCAGAUUCCGGUGGGGAUCGCGGGUCCGUUGUUGCUCGAUGGGUUCGAGUAUUCGGUGCUAAUGGUGACUACGGAGGGUUGUUUGAUUGCGAGUACAAACAGAGGUUGCAAGGCUAUCCAUUUGUCUGGUGGGGCUACCAGCGUGUUGUUGAGGGAUGGCAUGACGAGAGCAUCGGUUGUGAGGUUUAAUUCUGCCAAGAGAGCUUCCGAGUUGAAGUUCUUCUUGGAGGACCCUAAAAAUUUCGAGACACUUUCCAUCAUCUUUCACAGUGGUUAUGCAUGGCUUGAGGUCCUUACAGAUUCAAUAGUAUGUGUAUAUACAAAGGUUGGAGCACCGCCCGAGGUGAUUGCUAGACUGGAAGAAGCUUGCUCAUCAGCAGCCGUAAUGGGCCACAUGACCACCGGCUACCUUGGCGAAGAUCCAGCUUUGGAUCAGUUCAUGGAGGCAUACUACGAGAUGUUGACCAAGUACGAGCAAGAGCUCUCAAAACCCUUUAAGGAAGCCAUGUUUUUUCUUCAAAGGAUCGAGUGUCAAUUCCAAGCUCUCUCGCUUUCUUUGGAUUCUGGUUGCAAUGCAGACAUUCACGUGAUUGCAAAAAUUCAAAGUGCAGACUCUAUCCCAAAUCUUCAUUCAAUUAUUCCUGCAUCUGAUGGGGUUAGUUCCAGUGUCUCUUUGGGAAUCAGUGGUCACUUAUUUAGUCAUAGAUUAUAUCUUUAGUUCCAGUGACAUUAUUUUGGACCUUUAUAGUCUGUUUAAUAAAGUAUGUAAUUGUCUGUUCAGUGAUCCUCCCCCCUCCAAAAAAAAAUAGAACUCUGAAUGAAUAAAGUCUGUAACGCCCUGGCUACCCCAGAACAGUUACGGUGAACGGUGGACCGGAAAUUUGACUCAUUGCCUGAGUCCUUUGGUCAAAAACGUGCUCUAAGUGUAAUUAACAGGUUAAGGUACAAAACCAAUAAAAAGGAAA
This is a messenger RNA of Humulus lupulus (European hop), 1386 nucleotides long. Its product is annotated as 3-hydroxy-3-methylglutaryl-coenzyme A reductase 1-like. The transcript has 4 exons. Lineage: Eukaryota; Viridiplantae; Streptophyta; Magnoliopsida; Rosales; Cannabaceae. Gene Ontology annotation, biological process: coenzyme A metabolic process; isoprenoid biosynthetic process; sterol biosynthetic process. Gene Ontology annotation, molecular function: hydroxymethylglutaryl-CoA reductase (NADPH) activity; DNA binding. The coding region runs from base 306 to 1139 and encodes 277 amino acids. The record is from RefSeq and is a predicted model, not a curated record. Gene Ontology annotation, cellular component: endoplasmic reticulum membrane; nucleus; peroxisomal membrane.